AUGAAUGACAAGAAAAGCCCCGUCUUGGAGAGCCAAGGAGAUGCGCCGAAACCGAGACAGAGAAAAUACUUUUUCAAUCUACUCUGGCUGUUUCUCUGUAUCAUUGUAUCCACCGCCUGGUUCACACGCUCGCACUCUACCUUUUCUCCAAGCAUCGAGGAAAGGGUGCAAAAUAUCCUGUCCCAGACUCCAUUGAUCGACGGCCACGAUGAUCUUCCUAUCUUGAUUCGGGAACACUUUCACAACCGCGUAAAUGACUACAACUUCACUGAGGCUUUUGUCAAGGGAAAAUUUCCCGGCCACGUUGAUAUUCCCCGGUUGAAACAAGGUAGAGUUGGUGGUACGUUCUGGAGUGUUUUCGUGGCCUGCCCCGAGAAUUGGACCGAUUUCUCCGACGAGAAUUAUGCAGCAAGCGUGCGAGAGACGAUGGAGCAGGUGGAUCUCAUGUUGAGGAUUCAGCAGGCAUAUCCCAAGGUCUUCUCAACCCCGCCAAACGGUACCACUGCCAUGGCCGCUUUCCGCGAGGGGAAAAUCAUCUCACCGCUUGGUAUCGAGGGCUUACAUUCGAUCGGUAACUCAAUGGCCCACCUCCGAAUAUUUUAUGAGUUAGGCGUUUCAUACGCAACUCUGACGCAUAAUUGCCAUAAUCGGUAUGCCGACGCCGCCAUUCUUGAACUUCCAGGCGGUGGAAUAAAAAAGUCCGACCCUCUUUGGCACGGUGUCAGUGAAGAAGGCCAGAAGCUGGUGUUUGAGAUGAACCGCCUGGGGAUGAUCGUCGAUCUAGCCCAUGUCAGCACGGAUACCAUGCGUGAUGUGCUGGGUGCCGGCAAGUCCGAAUGGGCAGGGAGUCGUGCUCCAGUGAUUUACAGCCAUAGUUCGGCCUAUACACUCUGUCCCCACCCGCGCAACGUCCCCGAUGACAUCCUGGAGCUAGUCCGGGAGAAGAACUCCCUGGUUAUGGUUAAUUUCGCACCAGACUUCAUUUCCUGCACUGCGUCUGACCGCGCCGAUGGGAUCCCAGACACGGACCCUGUUCACGUCACUCUGGAACGAGUUGCUGAUCAUAUCAUGUAUAUUGGUAAUCUUAUAGGCUUCGAGCAUGUCGGAAUAGGUAGCGAUUUUGAUGGUAUUCCGACGGUCCCCCGAGGAUUGGAGGAUGUGUCCAAGUUCCCGAAUCUGAUAAAGGAGCUACUGAAACGAGGAGUCAGUGAUAAAGAUGCAAGUAAGGUGGUAGGGGGUAAUCUAUUGAGGGUAUGGAAGAAGGUGGAUGAGGUGGCGCUUGAGAUGCAAGCCGAGGGUGCACUGCCUGUGGAGGACUGA
Penicillium coprophilum is the source of this 1320-nucleotide messenger RNA. Its product is annotated as putative dipeptidase. The transcript has 3 exons. The record is from RefSeq and is a predicted model, not a curated record. Lineage: Eukaryota; Fungi; Ascomycota; Eurotiomycetes; Eurotiales; Aspergillaceae. Gene Ontology annotation, biological process: proteolysis. Gene Ontology annotation, molecular function: metallodipeptidase activity. The coding region runs from base 1 to 1320 and encodes 439 amino acids.